Molecule: messenger RNA, 1983 nt
Organism: Aureobasidium vineae
Lineage: Eukaryota; Fungi; Ascomycota; Dothideomycetes; Dothideales; Saccotheciaceae
Source: the annotation of a GenBank genome assembly
UUAUCAAGGAUGGCUACAGUCCGGAUACUGCAGGUUCUCCUGCUCUCAUGUCUACUGUUGCUCAUCACUCCUGUUGACGGCUUCCUAAAUGCAACUGAAAAUGCAAAGGCCUUGGUCAUCGCCAACGACCGUCUCUAUGCCUCCGUCAACAAAUCCACAGGAAUAAUGGACAUCCUCACCCUCGAUGGCCAAAACCUGCUCGGCACAAAAGAAUACAACGAAGCCACUCCCGGAGGCAACGCCGCUGGUCAGAAUGGAAUAGGACCAUAUCUGGAUUGCUACUGUGUGCCUUCUGGUUCCUAUACGCCUGGCAAGUAUGCGACAUUCGAGCUGUUCAACGGCAGUGAUUCUACUGGUGUGCCUUAUGGUGGUGUGGUCAUGUCUGAGGUGUAUCCAUUGACUGGGCAGGUAUUGGAGCAGUAUUGGUUCUUGAGGGAGACAGAGACGGGGUUGCAUACUUUUUCUCGUCUUGCUUAUCAUAAUGAGACGAAGCCGUUUUUGAGAAACCUGCAAGAGUUCAGAACAUUGUUCAGACCCACAACUCCGUUGUGGACCCAUNNCUCUACCAAUGAGAAGAUCUAUGCUCCUUUGCCUUCUUCGGAUACUCUGGAGUACUCCAGAACAGUUCAAGAUGCAACGUGGUAUAUUGGCAACUAUACCGAUGUACCAUACGUCGAACAGUUUGCGGACUACUUCACCAAGUAUACCUUCUCGGACGAGUGGAGAGACCACAAAGUUCAUGGGGUAUAUGGCGAUGGCUCCAAUAGCAAGGAUGGCUCAACCUUCGGUGCUUGGCUGGUGAUGAAUACGGUAGACACCUACUUUGGCGGUCCGACACACUCUGAUCUGACUGUGGACGGCAUUGUCUAUAACUACAUCUCCUCAAACCAUCACGGAGAUAAUGUCCCGAACAUCACCACCGGCUUCGACAGAACAUUUGGACCUCAAUAUUUCCACUUCAACAAAGGCUCUAACACAACCACUCUGGCAGAGCUGCGUGCGGAAGCCGAGCAGUUUGCCUCUCCCACCUGGAACACCGCUUUCUAUGACUCUAUCGCUCAUCUGGUACCGAACUACAUCCCCUCAACACAGAGAUCGACUUGGAAAGGACGCAUUGAUUUGCCCAAAGGCGCCAAGCGUCCCAUCGCCGUACUUGCUCAGAACGGCGUGGACUUCCAAGAUAAUGUUCUAGACACAAAGGCAUACCAAUACUGGGGCGACAUCGACAACAAAGGCAAUAUUGAGAUCCCGAUGGUCAAGCCUGGUACUUAUCGUCUGACUGUGUAUGCGAACGGCAUCUUUGGCCAGUACAUCCAGGACAAUGUCGUGGUUGCAGUCGGUAAGGUCACCACAACCAAAGCAAAGUGGCGCGAGGAGUCUGCUGGCAAAGAGCUAUGGCGCAUCGGCACCCCUGACCGCAGUAGUGGAGAGUAUAGACAUGGUGACCAGCCUGAUCCGAGCAAACCUCUGCACCCUCCAGAGUACAGAAUCUAUUGGGCGAAUUGGGACUUCCCAACCGAUUACCCUAAUGGAGUCACAUUUGAGGUCGGCAAAAGCGAUGAGAGCAAAGACUUCAACUAUGAACCAUACUAUGAGAACGUCAACAAUUGGACUGUCGUGUUCGAUGCGAAGAAGAGCGACCUGAAGAAAGCGAAAGACGCAACACUCACCCUAGCAGGUGCAAAAACAGCUGCCGGCAAUACAGACAACUGGAACGCAACACAGCUGUGGAACAACCUGCCUCUGACAGUGGUCAUGAAUGGAAACGAGCUGGAGCCAUGGGAUAUACCCUCAUGCGCUACCAGAUCUGCCGUAGUGUGCUAUGCUCUCGCUCACAAGUACGAGUUUGACGCCAAUCUCAUAAAGGAAGGUCAGAACAAGAUGAUCUUGAGUUUGCCGUUCAAUGCGACAGAUUACGAGAGCGCGGUUCUUCCGAGAAGUACAUAUGUCCAGUACGACAGCUUGCGAUUAGAGGUCAAGUAG